Molecule: messenger RNA, 1047 nt
Organism: Thyridium curvatum
Lineage: Eukaryota; Fungi; Ascomycota; Sordariomycetes; Thyridiales; Thyridiaceae
Exons: 5
Coding region: 1-1047 (348 amino acids)
Source: RefSeq, a predicted model, not a curated record
AUGAAAAUUCAAAUCAGCAAAGGCUGGAUGCUUCUUGCAACCAAAACAAAGAUCAGACAGACAGUUGGUGGAGGAAACACAACCACCCUCUUCUUCCCUGCUGCAGAGCCAGCUGCUGCACCAACCAGCGCCACAGCCACAUCUGGCCUCGAAGUCGCGAACCCAACCACGAUGGAGUCCCAUCUAUUCGUUUACGGCCCUGGCACGCGAGCCGUCGUGAGCCCCGUCUUGCCCGACGAUCACAUCGCCAGCGUCUGCGACCACCACCGGCGUCUCACUCCGCGAUCAUACCCGCAGCGACAUCCUCCAGAACGACCGUUGGGCCAUGAUCGCUCCGCUAUGCCUCUCUCCCCCCAAGUACGAGGCCUUCUUGGUGCGGGAAACGACCCCAAGGAGAAUGCGUCCGAGACCUGUGGCUACCCAGCCCUCGUCAGCACAGUUUACCCCGGCUCGAUGUCUGCUGCACGUUGCGACCAAGGUGCGACUCAAGUCCUGGCUGCUUUGCGCCGACUAGGCGAGGUGGUCUACUCCUCGGGAUCGACACAGCAACAUGCUUCUGGAUAUGGCAUGGACAUCGCACUUAUCGAAAUUCGUGGUCCGAGCCGGUACCUCGCCCCCGGAACUGGCUCUCAACCGACCAAUUUUCAGUUGCCGUCGCGCAAGAUACUCGAGGAGGCCGAUGAGCUUGAGUUUCUCGACGAGUAUGCCAAGCCCAAGGACAUGGUGCUUAAGGUCGGCCGGGCCACCGGCACAACGAUGGGUCACUACGGCUCGCUAUCGGCCGACGUGAGCAUGGAGAAGCAGGACGGUAGCGGCGAGUUCUUUCGUUCCAUCGAGGACAUUGUGACCAGCUGCGAGGAACCGGGCGUGUUUGCGCGUCACGGCAACUCAGGCUGCCCCGUCCUAGACCACGACGCCGGCAUCAAGGUGAUGCACUGGGGUGGUUUGAAGCGGCCGAAAGUCGAGGGCUCGGCCAUUCUAGAGGGCAUUUCGGUCAUGAUUGCGACCAAUAUCGGCGAGGACAACGUGCAGGCGGACCUUGUCUGA